Molecule: messenger RNA, 8954 nt
Organism: Cinara cedri
Lineage: Eukaryota; Metazoa; Arthropoda; Insecta; Hemiptera; Aphididae
Source: the annotation of a GenBank genome assembly
AACCUCAACGGCUCGAUCGGCGGCGUCCGUAAGCACUUGUAAGCACGAGAACAACCGCGACGCACGCCAGUGUCUCGAACGCCGCGGACUGCGCGCGACCAACGAAGAAACGUGCCACCCGACCGGCCCGAAGACAUAUUAUUUCGACAUUCGAAACAUUGGUUUUUCGCAACCGUCGUCGCGCCGCGCAGUGUUCGCCGUUUUGUUUCCGCGUAGUUUCCCGUCUCUCGUUAUUUUCGCCCGAAACAAAAAUAGUUUACAACAAUACCUAAUAUUAUGGUCCAACGGUUUUUCUGAAGUACUAUAUACGAGUUUUUCAGUUAGACGUUCGUUUUGCUGUUGUUCUUCUCUCUCUCUCUCUCGAAAACCCGCGCGAAAACGCGCGGCAGUUCCAAACACCGAAAAUAACAUCGCUAUGGCCAUGUGAGUACUCAAAUAUUAUUGAAAAAAAUAAUAAUAAUAAUAAAAAAUGCGGGAAAAAAUUCGAAUUAUUCUCCAUGGUCGGCGUUGUUUUUUUUUUUCGCAGUUCGGAAAUGUGUAGCGGCGAGUCCAUCAUGGGUUCCAAGUUGAUGUUGAGUGGCGUCAUGAUGCAGACGGCAAAGGGCAAGGACCAGCCGUUGCUCAAGGAAGACUCACCCGAGCCCACGGCAAAGGCCACCAAAGGCAGUUCGUUCAAACAGGUAGGUCACUCUCUCGCCAUUCUCCCGCUUUUUUUUUUUAACGAUUUUUGUGCGUUUAAUCGCGUAAAAUGCGUUUAAUUUUUAAAAUUUUUUUUUCUACUCUUUAAGUUCGACGCGUCAAAACGAUAUUAUGUAACGUGACCUGUCGAAAUAACGUUUUUUUAUACAUUGUUGCCUGUAUACAGGAUGGUUCACUAAGCGUGCCCAUCCCAUUUUAGAUUCGGUUCCUAGCGAGGGAUCUAUUGAUUUUACUUUGAUGGUUUUUUUUUUCGUAUUCAUUUUUCUGCCUGUGAACAACUUUUCUAUAAGGAAUCUUGUUCCGAUAUAUAUAGAGCGCUGUACCUUUUCUGAACGGUAAUUUUCUCUGGUUUGCGCAUAGUAGAGGUAAUUUUUUGAUUUUCUUAAGGGUUUUCUAAACAAUUGAGAAUAAUCCGAAAGAAAAUUAUGACUGAAACGAUUAAUAUUUACGGCGUGCCGCUUUACCGUUUUACAUAAUUUUUGAUUUUCGCAAACUAUGCUUUCUACAAGAAGUGUUAGUAGUUUUCGUGUAACAGUUGGAAAAAACCAAAACAUUUGAAAUUGAUUAAUAAUCACGGCAACUUGACGUCCCGUAAUAAUAAUUUUAAUUUUUGCAAACGAUAUUUUCUACCGAAAAUCUUGCUCAGAUAAAUCAAAAAAAAGGACGAGUGAUUGAUGAUUUUGUUCCAUUUAACGAACGAGAAAAUAGAUGGCGUAUUAUAGUUAAAAUAAAUAUUGGUGUUAAUAUGUUUUUGAUUUCCGUCCAAACGAGAUAUUUCACUUUCAAGUUUAAGUAGGGAGAGAGUAGCGGAGUAGGGCAUUUGUGUGGAGGCACGGCGCGCGGCGUUUCAUUAGUGUCCCCCCCCCAAAUCAAAAUAUUUGAAUAUAAUAUGUAAAAUUUAACAAGAAAAAAAAAUGGAGUGAGCACGCUUAGUGAAUCAUUUUUAUACUAUAAUGUAUAAGUUAUAUAUAUAUAUAUAAAUUGUAUACGAUCCGAACGAACAAACAAGGUAACGGUAAUAAUAUUAUACAUAGAAUAUCGCGCGGUUAAAAAGAACUUUAAUGAAGAUGGGGACUUUUUUUUUAUCGAAAUAAACAUAUUAUUAUGCACAUAUUAUGGGUACAUAUUUUUAUACGGUACUCAAAGUAUAUUGUACUGCAACAUGAUAUUAUAUAAUAUUAUACUCAUUUGGAUAUUAUUAUGUUGUUUUAAUAUUGUACGCAACGAACAAUAAAAUACGUCGCACUCGUGCAAUGAAAAAUAUUUAAUUAUUGAACGGGUACCUAUUCUGAAGAAUAAAAAAAAAAAAAAAUGCAUAAUUGAUUUUUAAGCGUUUUCGCCAAUAAAAAUCAAAACGACUACAUUAUUGUCUAUAGUAGGUACGUAUGCGCGUUGAUGUAUAACUUCACGUGUACAAGUUUUCACGUAUCUACGUGAAAUUAACAUUCGAAUCUACAAAACCUCGGGUAGGUACUGAAAAAAAAAAUAAUAAUUCCGCGUAUACACGUGUACAUGUUGCAACCAUUCGCGUAUUUCACGUUAUUUUUCACGCAUUUUCACGACGUAUCCACUUGAUUAACGUGUGAAAUACGCGAACACGGUUAGUGAAUUCACGUGUAUAUACGCGAGUUCAGCUUUUGUUCACCACGGUUCAUUCCGUUUUCACGUAUAUUUAUUAAUUCACGUUUUCAAUCGACACAUGCGUAUCUAUAUUAUAUAUAUCAUAUAUUAUUAUAUUAUAGCGAAUUGUCCAACUCUGUCGCCCCCCUCCCCCCCCCCCGAACCUCGGAACACGAAGUUAACAGCGGAUGAUAUUAAAAAACCGUGUUAUUCAUCUAAUCCGUAUGUUAAUAUAAUAAUCAGUAUCUAUAGGUAUCGGUUAUAAAAUCGUGAAUAUAGUGUAUAUAAUACAUACAUACGUCGUAUAUGUACUAUUACGUAGUGUUGAUUACACAAGGUGUUUAUUACUAAGUAAAAAUAAAAUAAAAUUGUACAGUUUACAAUAAUUAUAUUUUUAGAACAAAAACCGUUGUCACAUAAUAUUGUUACCUUAUCGCAUUAUCAUGCGCGUAAAGAAUAAAAAUAAUUAUUUAUUAUUAUUAUCAGUUCAGGCCUAGGGAUUAUAUUAUGUACUAAAAACCCACCAAAAAAAUGAAAGAAAAAAACGUUUAUAAAAUCCCUGAAAAUAAAUGUAAAAAUGCAAAAAAUGGCAGAUGAAUUUUAAAACACUUUUCCAGUGAGUGAAAUGUUUCAAUAUUCUCACGCGUAGUAUUUUUAAAAAUCAGAUUAGUACACAAAUGCAUUUUGCCUAAAUACAUAUCGGUAUAUUAUAUCAAAUUAUGUCAUACUCUUAUCUUGUUCAUGCACAAUUGAAAGGGGAACACAUUGUAUUCCAAAUUACCAACAGUUGGUUAUUUAAAAGAGAAAAGUCUAUCAAAAUGUCUAUUGUAAAAGUCUUUUUGUAAUUAUAAUUGUUCGAUUUUUGUUGAUUUCUGCAUAUAUUUGUUAAUGCAACAAUGCAAAUAUGCACUCCGCUCAGAAUCGUUUUUUCGUUUGCAAUGAUUCAUCGUUGUAUAUAAACCAAGGUCAUCUAGACAGGUGAUAUAAACUAAUUUUCCCUGCAUAAACUUCGUGACACGUAUAUGUAUAGUAACUACCUUCAGAACUAUAUUAUGCCCACCUAUAACAGUGGUCUACUCGUGAGCAGUAUCAACUGUCAAAUAUUUUUCUUUUUCGUUUACCAAAAAAAAUUCACUAUUAAAACUAUUUACCAAACCACGAAAAUUUCGCGCGUUUUUUCAAAGCAAAAAAUUUUUAGUUUUUAUUGUGCCCACCGAAAUCAUCGCUUCCGGUGCUUUGUGCUCGUAUUAACGGUGCGUUAAUACGAGUACAAACGGUUUGUUAACAUUUUUAAUAACAGCAGUCAACUACGAUGUGAUAAUAACUUAAUACAAUUACUGUUUAAACUGUUAAAAACUGCUAAAACAAAAUAUUAUUCUUUUUCAGAUCCUCGUCGCCCUGUCGGCAAACUGGGGCACCAUAAACACCGGGCUCGUGUUCGGCUACACCGCCGUCAGUCUACCCCAACUGGCUCUGCCGGAUUCCCGUAUCCUCGUCAACAGGAACCAAGCCUCUUGGAUAGGUGAGUUUUUCGCCCCUGACUAACAAUAUAACCAAAGUUCCUUCGCAAGUUACCCAAGUACUGCUACUAUUAUAUUCUCGCCCUGUAAAAUAAUUUCGUGCCUCUUUUUCGGGUUUCGUCUCCGUGAAAAAUUGUCUUACGCCCGACGUGUUACAGCUAGCGUGUCGACCAUCGGGACCCCGUGCGGUUGCAUACUUGCCGGUUACCUGACCGACCUGAUCGGCCGCAAAUGGACACUGAUCGUGUUGCAGUUGCCCGCCAUCGUCGGAUGGCUAAUGGUAGGCUACGCGACGUCCAUCGAGUGGAUUUACGUUGGCAGAUUCCUGGUGGGGCUGAGUUCCGGCAUGAUCGGCGCACCGUCCCGCGUGUACACGGCCGAAGUUUCGCAGCCGCAUCUCCGGGGCGUGCUGGCCGCGUUCGCAUCUGUCGGGACCUCACUGGGUAAGCGAGCCGGAGUUUCAAAGAAAACUGCUAACAAUAAAACUCAAAAUAAAGAGGACCGACCGUUUAUUUAAUUUGUCUUCGAUAUGUAUUCAGGUGUCAUGUUGGAGUAUCUGUUCGGUUCGUACUUGAACUGGGACCAGUUGGCGUAUUUCAACGCCGCCAUACCCACGGUCGCAUUGUUCUUGGCGUUCUUCAUACCGGAAUCGCCAUCUUGGCUGAUAUCGUCCAAAAAGGACGAGGUCCGGUGCCGGGCCAGCCUCCGGAGGGUCCGGGACAACAAGUGCGACGUGGACACCGAAGUCAACGAUCUCAUUAUGUUCUCCAAGGCGAACGAUUCGACCACGUUCAAUGAAAAGUUACAGCUCAUCUGCAGGCCGUCUACGUACAUGCCUUUAGUGAUCCUGUCCCUCUACUUCCUGCUCAGCCAGUUUUCCGGGUUGAACAUAGUUACGUUUUACGCCGUCGAAGUCAUAAAGGUCAGCUUAGUUUUUACGUAUUUAAUAAUAAUAAUAACAAUAACGGUAACAAUUCGAUAUUUUCGUCUACUAAACACACGGUCGUAAUAUGCGUUUCAACAGGACUCUGGGUCUACCAUCGACAAGUACAAGGCCACCGUCGUGUUGGGCAUCAUCAGGUUGAUAUUCACCGUCAUCGGCUGCAUUCUGAUGCGACGGCUGGGCCGGAAACCGCUCUCUUACAUAUCGAGUAAGACAGUGUUUUUUAUAUACUGCCCGCACCUAUACCCCAGUGAUCUAACCUCCUAAACUUGUCACAGGCGUUGGAUGCGGAGUUUGCAUGCUGUCCCUGGCCGCCUACAUGUACCGAAACGCGUCGUUGGCGGCCGACGGCCUGCCCGCCACGGCCACGUGGAUCCCGAUCAUGAGCCUGUUCACAUUCUACGCGUGCUCGACCAUCGGCUACCUGAUCGUGCCGUGGGUGAUGAUCGGCGAGGUGUUCCCCAGACAGAUCCGCGGAAUUAUGGGCGGCGUGUCCACGUGCAUAGGUCACUUCAGUACUUUCGUCGUGCUGCAAACGUACCCGCUGUUACAGGAGACGGCCAGCAAACCGGGCACGUUCGCCGUUUACGGAACCGUGUCGCUGGCCAGCACGCUGUUCUUCUAUUAUUUCUGCCCGGAGACCAAGGGCAAGACGCUGCAGGAAAUCGAAGAGUCGUUCGGCAAGAAAAAAGCGUCGAAAAAACGGAUCGACGCACCCAACGGCACCACCGUGAUCGCCGUGAGCUCGAGCCGCGUCUCAGCGGACACCGUCGCCGUCGCCGGCUUCGACGACGGCGUUCGUAGCUGCGACAACAACAAACAGUUUUCGUUCCCCGACAUCGUACACAAUUUACCGAAACGCGUGCCCCCCAAUCUGAUCGUGUGAUUUCCGUAAUAUCAUCGUCAUCGGCACUGCCCGUGUUCGGAAGGUUUUAUUUUCAUUUGUUUUUUUUUUUUUUUUUCUGUUCAGAAGAAAUGUCGCCACCGCCGACCAGUUCCUUUGAAUACCAUUCGUCCGACUGUCCGUCGGCGGCGUCCGCUUGACCGAGACGCCGCCGGAGACUGUAAUAUUCCCAAAAAUCGCGCGACAUUAAAUUAUUAUUAUUAUUAUUAGUAUUGUUUUCAGCGGCGUUUGCGUGGACCGUGCCGCGUCCGUCAGCAAUAUUAUCACAUUGUUAAACGCGCGUCGCCGCAUUAUUGUUUACCGUAUAAUAUUAUUAUUUUUAUUGAAUCGAUAAAAUAUUUUUGUCUCGAUAAUGUAGCCGUUUUUAAGACUGACUAAGUAUGAUUUAUUUUACGCUGUAUAAUAUUAUUCAGGCGACUACAUUACCUAUAAGAGCAUAUUAUUAUUGUCAUAGUUAUAGAAAAAAAAAAUUACAUUCAUACGGUUGUAAUGUAUUAUGUGUAUUACGACCGAUUUAUUUAUUUAUUAUUAUUUUUAAUUUUUUUUUUAAUACAAUAUUGUAAUAUACGUACAAUAUAAUAAUGUACAGAUACGUUUUAAACGGUUUUCAGUGAUAUUAUAAUAAUAUUAAUAUAUUCGUAUAAAACAAUUAUUAUAUUCGUUCAUUAGAAGCUAAUAUUAACAUCGUAUGUAUAAUAUUAUGUUUACGUAUGCAUCAUUUCGAUAUUUCCGCCAAUUCAAUCGUUUAACAUAGUAAUACAUUGGCCAAUUGACAUUGUAUACUACAAUCGUUUUAAUAAAAUGUUAAAUUAUCGGCUUUGUUGUACGGUUUUUCGCCUGCUAGCAGUCGUCGGAAAAAUAUGGUCAAUUUCUACACACCCCUCGCCCCCCCCUCUCUUCCCCUUAAUUGGAAUCUCAGAUUCUCCGAAAUGUCCAGGUACUCCUCGAUCAGAUAUCAUGCGGAUUACAACAAGUAACCAGAAGUCGUUCACACUCACCCGGACUAUUAUUCAUAGUCCUUAGUCCCACGGACUAAAAUUGUGUGUAGUACGGCGCAUUUUGUUUUAUACGAAAUAUUAAGUGUUCAGUACGAAAUUAAAAGUGCUCAGUGACUAUAUUAUGAUAUUUAUUUGUAUUCGUUUGUAAUUUUACAUUUUUUUCACACACUGAAUUAAUAUGUGGAAAAAAAAAAUUCUAAAAAGACCGUCAUACUUCGUAUGAUGGGUGGACCACUAUUGUAGGUGAGAAGUUUACAAGGUAGGAUGAAGAGAGGAAUUUAAUUCAUAGUUGUAAGCAACCAUAAACUACAGUUAACGAAAAACGAUUCGAAGCGAAAUUAAUUUUAUAUACAUGUAUUUAAAUCGUUCCCGUUUCCCCUACGUUUUUACCAAUUAUUAUGAAAACCGCUGGGAAAAUCAAAAAAUGAUCCUCUAGAGUACUGCCAGACAAAAAUGCACAAUAUGAUAUACAUUUUUAAAUUCGGAGAGUAGCGAGGAAUAUAUUGGUUUUAAAAUGAUGUUUAUUAUUACUAUUAUUUUUUGGUCUGUGAACAACUUUUCUACCAGAAAUAUUGCUCCGAUUUACAAGUGUAGCAUUUUUUCUGCAUAUGUAGUAUGUAUAUGUAUUUUACCAUAAUAUGUCACAUAUUAUAUCGUUGACAAAAAAACACUAUCAACUGAACUCCGCUUAGAAUCGUUUUUUCAUUAGCAAUGGUUUAUUGUUACUACUUGCUUAAAAAUAUACAUUAAAUUCCCGUCUAUGUCUUACCUUCCCAAAUCGAUAUUUUGAGAAAGCAAUUUAUUCUUCUCUUCAACAAAUAAGUAAAUAAUUUACUCAUCCAGAGGCGUCUCUAGACCUUCACUUCGGGGGAGGGGAGGAGCGAAAUAUUUAAAUUCAUUAUUAAUGAUUGAUAAGAAAAAAAGACGGACAUACUUCGCACAAUGGAUGGACCACUGUUAUGGAUGAGAAAUAGAAAAUAUAGGAUAUUGAGAGAAAUUGAAUGUACGCGGUCUAGCUAUUAAAUAAUGAGACUGCUUAUGAAAAAUGGUUUUAUUUUAAAAAUUAUUCCACAAACAAAUGUUCCCCUUCAAUAUACUCUCCUCCCCUCUUCACACACCGUUUCAUUCGUUUCUUCCAUUGCUCGAGGCAGUGCUCGAAGUCUGUUUUCGUAAGACCAUUCAGGAGUUCCGCGGAUUUUUGUUUCACCUCUUCCAUCGACUCAAACCGGAUUCCUUUAAAGGCAAACUUUAUCUUCGGAAACAAGUAAAAGUCGCAGGAUGCCAAGUCGGAUGAGUAAGACGCGUGUUCGAGUACUGGAGUGCCUUAAGCGGCCAAAUAACGCUUCACAGACAGCGCGUUAUGGGCAGGCGCGUUAUCCUAGUGCAAGAUCCACGACUUGUUUUUCCACAAUAUCGACCGUUUCUUACGAACUCAUUCGCGCAAUGUUGCCAAAACUGUCAAAUAGUAAUGUUGGUUCACAGUUUGACCCUCUGGAACCCAUUCAGUCAUCACGAUGCCGUUGAUAUCGAAGAAAACGAUCAGCAUAGUUUUGAAUUUGGAUUACGACUGAAUUGAAUUCCGGUGCACUCUCGACCUUCAGAAAAUAAUUUAUGCCACUCAAAAACACGUGCCCGAGAUAGGAAAUCCUCACUAUAGGCCUCUUUUAACAACUUAUAGCACUCAGUUUUUUUUUAGUUUAACGAGAAAAUUUUACGUUUAUCCGUUGCUCAUGUUUUUCGUCACACAUCGUUUUCGGCAAGAGAAAAAACAUGUUCGUUUCUAAACGCUACAGAAAAAAUACUAAUGCACCAACAAAAACCCAAUUUUGUACUGGCAUAAUAGACACUUUCAGCUAACCAGCGCUGUAUUCGGUUUUCCCCUAAUCUUUUUAAGACGCUCUUUGCGCAAGCAGUCUCGUUAUUUAAUAGCCAAACCUCGUAUAUCUGUACCAAAGCAAAUUUAAACAUUGCUCACAAAAAACAAUUCUGAGCUCGGUUAAUAGUAUCUAGAAAUUUGUUGGUACAAACUGGUGUACCGAUAAAUUUUUUACCGGUUUACUAACACUUGACACCGAUUAUUUUACACCAGCCAUGGAUAUUCGACGAUGGAAAUCAAUGUAUCUCCACCAUUGUUCAAAAUUGACAAUGAUAAUAACAUUUAAAUAUUAAUCAAUUAUUUAAAUUAUUACCUAUACUUCCCAUUUUCCGCUUAUUAAUAUUAGUAUAGUAUUCAUUUUGUUAAGUAAUUUUAUUGAAUUGUCGAUAUCACA